GAUAGCGACGGCGAGGACAGCCAGCACCGUCCCAAGGCGAGCAGCACGACGACAACCGCCCAUGGCACGACGAUGAAGCGAAAGGAUGUUGACGCCAGGUUGUCAGACACCCGCCGACCUGCGGCCACGAAUACGACGACACAACGGCCGCAAGUUGUAAUACGUCGACCGGCGCACGUCAAGGUGCAUCCACGAAAGCAUAGUCCGAGCCCGCCAGAGGAUGACGUCCCAGGGCCGUCGACGAGUACGCUAAGGCCUGCACCAUCCACCCAGCAACCCGAGCACGGAGACAGCGCGGCCCGGCUCCGCGCGCUCCUUCAUCCGCCGCCUAUCCCCGGCGUCGCAGACUGGGGCAUCCCCCCCGCCCCAUCCGCACCUCCCGACCCCGCGAUCCAGGCUAAACUGGCGAGAUUCGCUUCGCUCAAACAGGAUCCGAAGUCGCCGCAACAUUUCAACGACUCGCUGAUGUCCAACCGCGCCUUCCGGAACCCGCACCUGUACGCCAAGCUCGUCGAGUUCGCCGACGUCGACGAGCGCGCUUCCUAUUUCCCCCGGACGCUCUGGGACCCGAACGACGUCCGGGAGGAGUGGUUCGCAGACCGAAUCGCCGAGCGACAAAAAGCGCGCUCGGAGCAGCAAGCAGCGUCUCAGACGAACACCGGCAAGAACGUCAAGCGCACCCACAUCGACUUUGCUUCCUCCUCGUCUGUGAAGACGGGAGCGGGGGCUAUGAGCGACCUUGCGGCGGCUUAUGGAGGAGCCAGGAGUGUGGGGGGCGGGAACCUGUCGUCCGCGCCGGCCAAACGCAGUAGAUGGGGGUGAUUUGUUCGGAUCUUGGUUUUCGGAUCGCUCGGUGGCAGCUUGAACGCGGUUUUCGUUUCUCAAGGUCCC
Messenger RNA from Punctularia strigosozonata HHB-11173 SS5, 891 nucleotides. Its product is annotated as HCNGP-domain-containing protein. The transcript has 5 exons. Gene Ontology annotation, biological process: regulation of DNA-templated transcription. The coding region runs from base 73 to 822 and encodes 249 amino acids. Lineage: Eukaryota; Fungi; Basidiomycota; Agaricomycetes; Corticiales; Punctulariaceae. Gene Ontology annotation, cellular component: nucleus. The record is from RefSeq and is a predicted model, not a curated record.